Acaulospora colombiana is the source of this 1470-nucleotide messenger RNA. NCBI's taxonomy places the organism in Eukaryota, Fungi, Glomeromycota, Glomeromycetes, Diversisporales, Acaulosporaceae. The record is from the annotation of a GenBank genome assembly.
AUGAUAAUAUAUUCGCCCGGGGUGCGUCGAGCUCCAUGUUCCCUUGGUAACUUCAAUUGGAAAUUGUCAUCCAAUCACGGAGAAUUUUCGGCGAUUCUGUUAUCUAGUAAUAAAAAAAGAGGUCUUGAUCUCUUAGAGAAUCAUAUAGGGACAAUAGGCACUCGGGAGGUACCAACAGAAUGGAUAAAGUUUAUUAGCAACGGUACAGAUUUAGAAAUAAGUCAAUUUUUAGAUAACAAAUCGUCGACCCAUACCAUAUAUCUUAGCUUUCAACUUAAAAAGUUCGAAGCCGAUAUUGAAGAGAAUUCCAUGUUGCCCUCCGAAGCAUUUAGAAUGUCUAUAAUCAAUGCCUUAAAAAAUUCAUACCCGUACGAAGAAUUAACAAACACAUUUACCGACUAUGGUUACUUUGUGCCGCGAAAAGUUAUCAUUGGUCAUAAACUAUACAAGAUAUCACACAUACCAUUAAAUCAGAAUUUAGAUUCAGGAGAUCAGGCAUUAGACGAAAUACAAGUCAAUAUUGAUUUAACCCCAAAAUUAAAAAAUGAAAUCAAAGCUAGUUAUUGUGAGAACCUUCUACGCCAAUGGAAAAUUAUUGCAGAGCCAUAUGGAAUUAAGCAAAAUUACUUUUUAUCGACUUCUGGGGAAGUAAUAAAAGAAAACGACGUUCAAAAAUGGAUGCUUUCUUGCGAGACAAAAACAAAGCGAAUGAAGGUCAUCGGUUACGAGGACCUACUUCCAUCAUACGAAAUUUUGGACGAACCUCUUCGUUCUCAGGUUAAAUCCAUCAUAGAGAUCGAUAAUGAUUCGUUUGUAGCCGGUUACAAUACUUUAAAUGAGCCGAUCAUUCCAAAAAUCAAGGAAAGAAUCUUCAUGGCAGGCACCAUCCCACUAAAAAAUGCAAACAAAUAUUACCGACAGAACUACCGUGAAUUUCAAACCUUUGGGGCCCACGGAUUUUUGGCGCUAAUAGAAACUUUGGGAGACAGUGAAAUGGAUUUUUCGAAUAUGGAAAUAGACUGGAUAGCAAUCGGAAUUCCUUUAGAAGUUGGUUGCUAUAGUCCAAAGACUCGAAGCAUUUUUAUCUUAAACAUGGGAUCGAAAUCAAUUCCGUUGAAAUCCCGUAAAUUAGAGACCAUGGACUUGUCGUUGGAAAUUUUAGACAACUUGCCUCCCAAUUCUUACCUUGUCACUACUUUCGAAUAUCCACUAUCCAAUCAUAAUCCCAAAUUUUGCGUGGAUAUUCUAUCUUAUAACGGAGGCUGUCUGAAUCUUAGAAUUAUUAAUAGCGAACAGUCCAAAAUCCGCGCAAUUUGUGAAAACUCGAAUUCCUCACAAUUAAGAAUUAUAUGGUACAUUUUGACUGUCCCAGAAAUGGAGUUUCAUGAAAUGCCGAAUAUUGAGUUUGCUUCCAAGGAUUUUAUGAAAAAAAUUGGUCGAAAUAUUCAUUCGGAAUUGGAAACGGGUUAG